UGGGGAAUCUUCAAGAUAUGCUAGAAAUUUUGUUUGAUGUUUCAAGAAAUUAUUUCAAUAAAAUGAGAUAUCAUGUUCUCCAUGGUUCAUUUCAGGAACAACCAGAAAAUUCAGUGAUGAAUCUUUCGAUGUCAAAAUGAUGCCCAUCGUGACAUUGAUUUAAGACAAACGGGAUUCUAGUAACCAUGUAUGUGCAGAGCAUCGAAAAUGUUGAAAUGAAUUCUUGUGUGUGUACAUGGUUGCCAUGGUGACUAGCUUAUUACUUUGGUAUGAAAGGUGAUUUCUUGAUAUUUGCCAGAAGCAAUGGAUAGGAAAUCAGAAGAUGAGGAGCAAGAAGACAGUAGAUUACUUGUUGAUGAACUGAAGAAUAUGGACCAGAAAGAGAGGAAUGUAGACAUGGUGGACAAUGGUCCGUCCACUUCUCAAAACCAUGGUUUUGAUGGAAGAACAGGCCUUGAUCCUCAAAGCACUGCAAGAGGUGGAGAGGGAUUCAGUCACAGAAUGGCCCCUGUGAAUGACAGUGAUAGAAGAGAAGACACAAUUCCACCAGCAUUAUUAGAGAACAUGAAUCGAGAGCCUGAACAUGACAAGUUUCAAAAGGAGGGAUCAGGAGACAAUGGAGGAAACCCACAUGUACUUGAUCCUGACAACCCCCUCAUGAUGAAGUUCCAAAAGGCUUUAAAAGAGCUUUUGCAGAAACGGCUCAGUAAACUUGAUCAAGAAGUAUCUGAAUUGGAUAGCAAUUUGAAAGCCAAGGCAAAAGAGAGAGAAGAUCUGGGAGUAAAUCUCUUCAACCUCCAAGAAGAAGUUGCUCAUAGCCAGAGGCAGUUGGCAUCUUACAGAAAAUCACUUGCUGAGUUUGAGGAGACUCGUGCUAACUUAGAAAAGGAGUUAAAAACUCUUAACAACGUUCACAAGGCAGAAGCACAAAAAAUUUCAGACAUCCAAAAACAAGAGGACAAAAUGCGUCUUGAGAUAGAGAUUUUGAAAAGUGUUGAAUGGCAAUUAAAGCAAUGGGAGUCCGAAUACAACUCAGAACUGUCAGUAUCACAAAGAAUAGCAGACAAAACUGAACAGCAGAAAGAAGAAAUGGCAAAAGAAAAGCAAAAGCAGGACAUACUUCUGUUAAAACUGAGGCAAGCUGUGCUUGGUUUGGAAAGCAAGCGAGAGCAGUUAAAAGCCCAGAGAGAGGUCAAGUUGCAACAACAGGAAAGUCUUCGCAGGACAAUAGCUGAAGGCUCAGCAGAUCUAGAAGCACUACAAAAUGAGCAAGUUCGCUUGACUCGAAUAUGGAAUGGAGUAGUGGUUAAUUUACAACAAAGAGAUAGAGUUUACAAUAAUGUUCAAAAAGAUUUGAAAAAAGCUAAGGAAGCAUUUCAGCUAAUGAUCUCAGAAAUUGAGAGCUACAAAAGAAUAGCUAAGCUUGAAAUGAUUGAAAAUGAAAAAAUAAUGGGCGUUCUUGGUCGGCUUGAAACAGAAUACAAUGAUCUAGUGAAAAGUUACUACAAAAACAAGGAACGGAUUUCAGAAAUAGAAGAUGACUAUAGUUCUGUUUCUGAAAUGGUUAAGAAAACUGAGGAUAAUUUGCGCUCCACACAAAUGGAUGGCAAGGUUUUGUCUCAACAGAGCCUCUACCAACAAAGAGAAUUGGAGCAUCUAACACAAAAAAAAAUUUCAUUAGAAAUGCAAAUUCUAGAGAAGCUUCAAGACCAAAGCAAGCAUGACAAGGCUUUUCAACACUUGGCUCGUUCAAUCAAAAGUCUUAAAGACAACAACAAACAGCAGGAAAUGGCUUUUAUAAUGAUGGAGAAUCAAAUAGCUAAAACAAUGGUAGAAAUAGAGAAAACUAGAGGUGCUGCUGUAUACAAUGAAAACCUAUUGAGGGAGGCAAGUUUAGAGGCAGAGAAAUAUGCUAAUGAAUUAUUGCAGCUAGAAGCUACUGUUAAACGAAACACACACAUAAUGGAAAGCAAAAUGCAGUUAAUAGAUCAGCUCUCUAAAAAACUGGAUAGUAUUCUUGCUCGUUCUGGGUCGACAGAGGAAAGCCCUCAGCAGGUUCGAAUCAAAGCCAUAGAAACUGAAAUAGAAGAAAACACCCAAGAAGCUGAAAAGAAACAAGCAUUUUGGUUGCGGCUCCAGUCCCACAUAGUGAGACUUACUGAGGAGAGACAAACACAGCUGCAACAGCUCAAUUUACUAUACAAGCAGGUGCAUAUUUUAACUCAGAGGUCUCUGAAAAUUGAGUAUGAAACUGAAAAGCACAACAAAGGAAAGAAAGAUGUUGAACACCAACUACAUGAGCUGGAGAUUUCUCUUCAUAAAAUGACGGUUGGCCUGCACAACAAGAGAGGAUACAAGGAACUCCUCGACAAAGAAAAUCUUGUCAUCCAAACAGAAGCUUUAGGUCUUUUGAAGGAUCUGGAGCGAGAAAAUGUAGAACAAGAAGAGGACCUAACUAAUUUAGAGGAAAGUAACCUAUCACUUAAUCAAGAAAUUCUAGAUUUGAAGCGGGAAUGUUUGGCUUGGGAAAAGAAAAUUAUUCUGGCUUCUGAAACAAAACAAAUGAAUGAAGAAGAUAACAAAGCCAAUGGGGAACUCGGUCAGAUGAGGGUUGAAAUUCACAGAAUGGAUGUGAGAUUCUCGCACCUUAGAAAAGUACAGGAAACCCUUGUAAAAGAUUUGGAGCACUGCAUUAUGAGAAGAGAAUCCCUGAUAGAUGAAGCAGACGCCAGAGAAAAAAGAUCGGUUGGAAACCAUGGAGCUGUUAGCAACCGAAUAGUUUUUGAACGCAAAUUAGAAAAUCUUUCGAAUAGAAAGAAACAAGCUAAGAUGGAAGCCAAACAAAUUUCUAAUCAAUUGGAAAAUGAGCUCCCCAAAGAGUUAUCACAGCUAAAUGCGUCCCUUGAAGAGACUGAGAAAGCAUUGCAAAGAGAAGAGCAGGCAGUUGCAGAUGGAAAAAGAAAAGUUGAGGAAGCUCAUUUACUAAAACAACAGGUGGGAGCAGUUUUGAUCCAAAUUAAAUCUUUGAGGAACAAAGAGACACUUAAUAUAUUUUUACAGAAGCUGGAAAUGCUAAUUCGACUACAGAAGAAAGUUCGUUUGUACAACAAAGUGAAGGAGGGGAAACACAGAUUACUGUUCCGGUCUGAAUCAGCUAUAGAUGCUGAGAUGUAUAAGCAGCGCACAGUGUCCAGUGACCUCCUGGAAUUAACAGCAGUUUUGCAACAGCAUUUUCCUCCCCUGCAAAUGCAGAUUCUUCGUUUGAAUAACACACUGCAAUCAUCAAAUGGCCAGUAAAUCAAAAAUUCAUUAAAAUUUUUACUGGCAUGAUGGACAUUGGGACAUUUGGGAUAGGUGUAUGACAAGUAAAGGCACCU
Molecule: messenger RNA, 3377 nt
Organism: Thrips palmi
Lineage: Eukaryota; Metazoa; Arthropoda; Insecta; Thysanoptera; Thripidae
Gene: l(2)41Ab
Product: coiled-coil domain-containing protein 40
Exons: 12
Coding region: 304-3297 (997 amino acids)
Biological process (GO): axoneme assembly
Cellular component (GO): cytoplasm
Source: RefSeq, a predicted model, not a curated record